Larimichthys crocea (large yellow croaker) is the source of this 3074-nucleotide messenger RNA. RefSeq names its product LIM homeobox transcription factor 1, beta b (gene lmx1bb). The record is from RefSeq and is a predicted model, not a curated record. Gene Ontology annotation, molecular function: DNA-binding transcription factor activity, RNA polymerase II-specific; RNA polymerase II transcription regulatory region sequence-specific DNA binding. The transcript has 8 exons. Lineage: Eukaryota; Metazoa; Chordata; Actinopteri; Sciaenidae. The coding region runs from base 738 to 1937 and encodes 399 amino acids. Gene Ontology annotation, cellular component: nucleus. Gene Ontology annotation, biological process: regulation of transcription by RNA polymerase II; neuron differentiation.
ACUGUGUGCACUGUACUCUGCUCCAAUAGCAUCCCAAUGGCAGUGAAUGGAGGGAAUGAAAAAAAAAAAGUGUAGCCAUGCAUGCAGGAGUGGGAGGAUCCACUCGCUUCAAUCUCGAUCUCAGACUUUUGCAGCGACAGGGGCACAAACCAGGCACCGUCUGUUCCUUCCAAAGAGUUAGCCUGAUCCUGCCGGGACAUCUACACACACACACACACAUACACAUAAACACACACACGUCAACACACACUGCUGUUUUUUUUCCGGGUUUUUUUUAUUUAUGUGGAUUUGUUGUCAAGUUCUUUUUCUAACCCGCAACAGAAACUGUUAUUGCGUGAUUUUUCUUUCCACCCCGCGCGCGUCCUCCUCCUUCUCUCCCCGCGUCGGCUCGUGGACGAAGAAGAUAAAGCGUCCUGUGAUCCUAACAGGUGACUGUCCACUGAGUUUUUCCACCUUUUUUUUUUUUUCCUUGUUUGCUUUCUGUCUCUCCACGCUCCUCUCACGCGUCGUGGAUCUGUGUAGCCGGCUUUAGAGCUUCCUAACUCCCUCUCCUCCCGAGCAUCAGUUUUUUUUUCUUCACUUCCAGCUCCCAUCGAGCUGCAGUUUCACACGGAACUCUCAGAAAACGCUUUCAACAGGUUUCCUUUCUCCAAAAAAAAAAAAAAGCCAAAAAAGAAAAAACAAUCUUUGUGUGCCGCAGGAUUUUUUCCCCCCUUGUCGACUCUGACCGUGUUCUUAUGGAUAUUGCAACAGGUCUGGUGUCACUGGAGCGCCUCUCCGUGGGAGAACAGUCCGAGACGUGCAUCAUGCUGGACGGCAUAAAAAUUGAAGAUCAUCCCCUGCGAUCGGGACAGGCCACGCUCGGUGUCAUGCUCGGCACCGACUGUCAUCAUCCAUCCGUGUGUGAAGGAUGCCAGCGUCCCAUCUCCGACCGCUUCUUGAUGAGGGUCAACGAUUCCUCAUGGCACGAGGAGUGUUUGCAGUGUACCGUGUGUCAACAGCCUCUCACCACCAGCUGUUACUUCAGAGAAAGGAAACUUUACUGCAAACACGACUACCAACAGUUGUUUGCGACCAAGUGCAGCGGCUGCAUGGAGAAAAUCGCCCCCACGGAGUUCGUGAUGCGCGCUCUGGAGUGCGUCUACCACCUGAACUGCUUCUGCUGCUGCGUGUGCGACCGGCAGCUGAGGAAGGGCGACGAGUUUGUCCUGAAGGAGGGCCAGCUGCUGUGCAAGAUCGACUACGAGAGGGAGAAGGACUUACUCAGCUCGGUCAGCCCGGAUGACUCAGACUCAGAGAAAAGUGACGAUGAGGAGUUGGACAUCAAGCCGGAGAAAGGCAUAGGAGGCCAGGGGAAGGGGGAUGACGCGAAGGAUCCCAGGAGGCCCAAAAGACCGCGAACCAUCCUGACCACUCAACAGAGACGGGCCUUCAAGGCCUCCUUCGAGGUGUCCUCGAAACCCUGCAGAAAGGUGAGGGAGACGCUGGCCGCCGAGACGGGACUCAGCGUUCGGGUGGUGCAGGUGUGGUUUCAGAACCAGAGAGCUAAGAUGAAGAAGUUGGCAAGAAGACAGCAGCAACAACAAGAACAACAGAAUUCUCAGAGACUUGGCCAAGAGGUGAUGUCCAACCGGAUGGAGGGGAUGAUGAACUCCUUCACACCGCUGGCUCCGCCGCAGCAGCAGCUGGUCGCCAUGGAUCAGAACGGUUACAGCACAGACCCGUUCCAGCAGGGGCUCACCCCCCCACAGAUGCCCGGGGACCACAUGAACCCAUAUGGUAAUGAUUCUGCAUUCCAUGACAUAGACAGUGACACGUCUUUAACCAGCCUCAGUGACUGCUUCAUGGCGUCAUCGGAAGUCAACUCCAUGCAGGCCCGCGUGGGGAACCCGAUCGACCGCCUCUACUCAAUGCAGAACUCUUAUUUUGCGUCAUGAAAGGAGAGCAGAGGGAGAAAGAGGAAGAAGAAGAAGAAGAGAGAAGAGAGAGAAGAGAGACGAACGUCAGCACAGAAUAAACUGCCCAUCUCAAACCUAAAGCGCGAUGGCCGGGAGUUUCUUCCGCUUAACACGCGGACGAGACGGGACGAAACACACCACCUCGCUGUAGCUCCUGGUUAUGUGCUGAAAGCUUACUCAAAGAUAGUAAAAACCACUUUGUCGUAGGACAGUGAAGAUUCCUGGGGAAAAAAUAAAAAGUAUUGUUAGAGAUUAUUCGGUAGGAUUGCUUAUCUGUCACAGGAGAUAUUACUCUUUUCUUUGUUCACUUAAAGAAAACAAGUAGAUAUUGAAGCCACUUAUUACACAAACCAAAUAACACAGUGAGUUUAUACAGUGCAUGAUCAAUUGUAAACUAAAACCUUUUGUAAGCGCCCCCCCUCCCACCUCCCUGGUUAAGAUGUGGUGUUUGGACUGUUUCUUCUUUACACUACAUGGAUUUCCAUGUUCACCGUUAGCAUUUUGAUCACUUUCAAUAGGUUUAGAUAUUGUGUUAAUAGUAAAAAUAGGUGCAGCAUGUCUGCAAGAGUGACUGUACAUUUGUGUAUGUAUGAGAGUUUGUGGUGAGAAAGAGUUGUUUAGAGGAGAACGAGGAGGAGGAAAAAACUGAAAAGUGGAGAACUGGGUGGACAAGUAGGAUCAGUGAAGUGUAAAUACUCCCCAGGCAAAUUGGAUGUGCAUGUUAAAAAUGGAAAGCAUUCUAUUUAUUUAACUAUAACAGGCUCUUGAAGGUGCAUAUUAAAACUGAAAAGCUUUAUUUAAAAAAGAGAGCAUUUGUUUUGUUUUGUUUCGUUGAGCAAUUAGUGAGUCAUGAGUAUCACAACUCAUCUGUACGCCUUUUUAAUAUGAAGAUUAACCCUUUUUUUGUUUGUUUUGUUUUGUUUUUUUCUUCAGCCAAGCUGUAAAUGAGCAAUGUUGCUAUUUAUUUCGUACAGACCAUAAACCUUUUUGUUGUCAUUGUCAUUAUGUGCAUUCUCAAAAUGUUAAAAAGUUGCUAAUUGACCAAAGUUGACUGGUUUGAUGAAUAAACAAUGUCUUUCUCCUGAUAACAUUAAAUAAAUGCCAUUCAGUGAUCAU